Messenger RNA from Prorocentrum cordatum, 1179 nucleotides. The record is from the annotation of a GenBank genome assembly. NCBI's taxonomy places the organism in Eukaryota, Dinophyceae, Prorocentrales, Prorocentraceae.
AUGGCCACGAGGGUGCUCGUGGAGGUGGCCGCAUCUUCGCUUUCGCCGUGGGUCGCCUUCGUGUCGGGUACCAGCGGUGAGUACCUCGUGUCGCCGAUAUUUUUGCCCGUUGUCUGGGGGCUGCUGUUCGCGUUCAUGAUGCGAGUUGGUGCUGGCUUCUGCUGUGCGGUAUCGGUGGUGGUCGCCAGCCAGGACGACCAGGCAGAGGACGCAGAGCCGGGCACAGACGUCGACGGUCUUCGGCAAGCCGCGCCAGCAGCAGGGCCGCACAGAGCGUUCGCUUUGAAGGCAGCCUGCUUGGGGCUCGCGGCGUCCGCGCUGCUCGCGGCAGCGCUCCGCGCCGCCCCGCGGCCGGGGCGGGGCGUCGCGAGGCGGUCCUCCCAGAUCGACGAGGACAGCGUAGUGGCGCUCGUCGGGAGCCCCUCGCCACACCCGGUGAGCAUCGACGACCUGCUGCACGACAGAGGACCAUCAGGGGCAUCACCUGCGCCCGGACCAUCUGCGGCAUCGCCUGGGCCAGCGCCGCCCGUCGUGCACAGCGGAGGCUCGGAUGUGAAGGCGGCCACCUCGUGCCGCAACUUGGACCAGAUCGCCCUCGGCGAGGGCAAGCUGAAGACGAGCACCGACGAGUGCCACAGUUGGUGCCAGGGCGUGGGCGGCUGCGUGGGCUUCCAGUUCCAGGCGGAGGAGAAGUGCCCGCAGCUCGGCGGCGAGCCGGCCCUCCUGGGCAUCGGGGCCUGCGUGCUGCUGCUCGGCGCCUGCGAGGAGCAGCCGAGCUCAUGCUUUGAGGUGCACGCCGUCCAGGGCGGCAAGGCGCCGCGGUGGAACCUCAAGGGAGAUCAGGGGAGGAGAAGGCACCGAAGUUCUGCUACCCUUCCUUCGUGCUCGCCUUUUUGGGCCUCUUGGGAGGUCCCCCUCGCCACUGUUGGGUUCGCCUCGAGACUAUGGUCAGAACGCACCGUGGGAGAGGUCCGGGGAGGAGAGGUACGGGUACAUUCUGGCUUCAGGAGAGAACACGUGGUGCUCCAACUGGGAGCAGAUCCACAUCGGCACCAUCGACGAGGACAAAGCGUUCAACCAGAACGAUUGCGGCACCGAGUGCUCGCAGAGAUCGGAUUGCACUGGCUUUGCCUACCAGGGAGAGGCCUGCAAAGACCACCGCGACAACGCCGUCCGUGA